UUUUGAUAAGCAUUCGUCCAUCGCCUCGCGCCACCUUUACAUAAUGUUUAAAACGAAAAGGGGUUCUUCCAGCUGCCUGUGAUCAGAAAAGUGCGAAUCGAUGGCUGAAAUUGUAAAUCAUAUUCGAGUGCGCACGCGCAGAACUGCCGAAGGAAAUUUUCAAAAUGGCGCUCAAUCUACAUUGAACCAAUGUAUUCUUUCACCAUUUUAGAGUUACAUAUGCUUCACUGAUUUGCUGAGCCAAGCUGUCGACUUUCCCAAGCGUAUGAUUCUAUUCUUGCAUCAGAAUGUCUCGGUUUUCUGGAAAAACAUACAGUCGUGUACGGACACGCGACACCUACUCUGAGAAAAUAUUUGAUGACCUGUUUACUGAUGAGGAAGAAAAGACAGGGAAGCCAAAUGCAACUCGAGCUGUCGGUGCGCAUCAGAAGUGGGGGAAUAUAGCAGUGACUUCAGUGCGUGGCCAACAAAAAAAUGACGCAAGUGAAAAUAAGAGGCGAAAGGUUGAUGCAGUGGAUACAGGGCCGGGCGAUCCAUUCAGUUUUGACUCAUUUUCUGAUGAGGAACGUCCAGUUGGAGGGAAGAAGAAAAUGGCUUCCAAAGCAACACGAGGUGGUGUCCAGGCAAAGUCGAGCACGAACAAUAAAAAGCUUAUGAAAUUUGACGGUAGUGAUACAAACGAAAAUCAGACCAAGUCUAGGUAUAAUUUAUCCAAAUCAAACCGGACGGUUACAGGUACGAGUUUAAGGAAAGACACUAAACCCUCUGAGGUCAAAUCUGGUCCAUCAAACAGCAAAGCAGCUGAUUCUGUUUUCGUCAACCAAGCAAAGAUAUUACCUGUGUCCAAAGCGACUUCCGUCAGUGCAAAACCUGCCGCUCUUUCAAUUUCAUCUCCGGCUCCUCCAGUGUUAAAAAAUGCUUCUUCCAGAGUGCAAGUACCUGCAAACAAAACGAAUGAAAACAAGAGACAAUUAUCCAUGGAUGUUUUCACCACUAAAUCGGUGGACAAUUCACAUAAAAAAACGGAGAGUUCCGUAGUUAACGAAGUGUUCCCGUCUUCUCAGAACUCUGGUGAUACCGAGGAUAUAUUUUCUCAGGCAACUCGGACAUCGUCACGCUCUCCGUUAUCUAUACCAACGUCUUUCUCGAGUUCACAGACUCAAUCCAGCAAAGAUAUACCCAUGCCCUCAUCCCCAGAUCAUACAUAUUAUAAAAAUAAACUAUCUUGCACAGACUCGGAAACCGUGAACAGUUGCUCAACUGAUAACGAUUUCGACAUUGGUUUUAACUUCUCGGGUGAUACUCCAGAAAAAUCGAAGCCGUCUCCAGGAAAGCGAUCAGAAUCUCAGACUCCUAUCGAGAGGGAUCAUGCAUAUGUGUCGCCGAUAAAACUCAAAGAGAACAAUUCCCACAAAUCAGUGUCGUCAAAAUUCCAUCCGGUCGCUAGUACAAGUUCUGAUAUGCCAGUUUUGGCUUUGUCUGAUAGUGAUAGUGAUGUGGCGUCCGUCAAGUCCCUACCUGCUGAACUGAAGGAUGAAAAAGAAGUUCCAAAGACAAAGGCACGGGAACCGAGCUUGUUGAAGAAAACUGGAUCCACUUAUGGCAGCAGGAAGAUUUUAAAUAGUCCAAAAAAGCCUGAGAGUAAGGGGUUGAAGCGUUACAACCCAAGGCAGUGGAUAAACAAAGAAGCAUCAAAUGAGUCUUCUGAAAAAGAUGGCGCCCACAGCAGUCAGAGUCAAUCCUCUGUCACCAGCAGCCAGAAGUCUUCAAAGAGUUCCCUCCUUGGCUUUGAUGACUUCGACGAUAAGCCAGCAGAACUACCUGCGUUGAGACGAUCAGUCACUUGGCCCAAGAGACAGGGAGAUGCGCCAGUGUCCACGCUCAGGGUCAACAAGGAACAUAAACAGUUAUUCACAGUUGUAAGGAAUGUGAAGGAAGCCCACGAAUGCCAGGAGCAUGGAGAGACCCAGGAGUUCUUUGAUGAUAUUGAAUACUUGCUGGCAGGACUACGUGAUACGCAAACCGUCACUACUAGGUGUCUCAGCACAUUGAGUUUGGCCAACAAGUGUAUAGAAGCAGCAUUUAGGAUGCAUUUACGAGCUCACGGGACUGUCGCAAAAAUCUUCAGUGCCUUACAUGAUGCAUGCUGCAAUCCAAGUUUGGCUCUCUCCACGUCGGCGAUCAUGUACAUGAUGAGUCGCGACCGCCUCAACAUGGACGUGGACAAGGAUGCGUUGGAACUGAUGAUCAAGCUGCUGAGUAUGGACCUGCAGAAUGAGGGCAAGAAGAAGGGCACCACGGCCAGGCAUGAGACCAUGAAUAAGGAGUUGGAGCGCAUGAAGACAAAGGUGCGCGCGGUGAUUGCGCAGUUGAAGAAAGAUGGCGGUGCCAAGGAAAUCGAUCUGAAUGAAGUCACGACGGGUAACCUGGCUACUGAGACCCUGCUGAGUUUGUCAUCCCGUCGCACUGGUGAUUGGUUUAAAGAAGAAGUCAGAGGACUUGGUGGUCUAGAUCAUAUUGUAGAUACAGUGAGUGAUUGCACUGAUAAUCUGGAUGAAGAUGCAAUAGUGUUGGAUGAUGCCACGAUAGCAAAUUUAAAGAAGAUCGACAGGUGUCUACGCGUUUUAGAACAUGUGACCUACUUAAACAGUGAUAACCAGGCCCACCUGAUAUCUUAUAAUUCCUCAGCUCUCAUCAACUCAGUGUGCAGUUUACUGAAAAUGCUGGAGCGUAUCCUAGCGUUUUAUCCAUUCAAAGAUGGUGAUGAAAAAGACCCGAAGAAGAAUCUUGUUGGACGGACUGUCUUUAACUGUAUGCUUUCAAUACUCAAGGUGCUACUUAAUAUAACCCACGAUAAUGAAUGGGGCAGUUCCAAAGUGGGCCAACACGAAGGUCUGCUGAGUUCAGCUCUGAUGUGUGCUCUUCACUGUCCACAGUAUGCUCCUGGGGAUGAGAGGUUUGACCUAUUGGUGCUGAGUCUUGGUAUGAUGAUCAACCUUGUGGAACACAGCGAAAUCAACCGACGUUUACUUGUCAAUCUGGAGACGGUCUCAUAUUACGAUUCCCCUGUCAACGGUGACAGUAAACCUUCCAAUUCUGUUGAAGCUUUGGAUGCCCUCAUUCAGUUGUUUGUGCAAAAGGAGACUGCCGCUGGCCUCCUGGAGGAGUCGGUAAGCGAUCCUAAAUGUAACAGCCAGUCCCAGUCUUCCCAGGAGAAGGAGAAGCCAAAGGAUGGCGCCAAUGAGAGCGGGGAGUGGGAGGAGUCUGAUUCCGGCCUCCUCUGGGUCAUCGGCAAGAAGAAGACGCAAGAUGGCGAGGAAAGUGACGAGGAACAUAUUGAAAUUAUUCCAAGUUCUCAAGAAGAUGAAGAAAACUUUACCAAAGCACUCCAUAAAGCAGGCAAACACAUGGAAGACAGUAUCGUGGCAGCUUAUGUAGCAUUACUAAUAGGUUGUGUUGUUCAGGAAAACGGGGCAUUAGUAACACGUGUCAAGGACCAGUUACCCGAUGGCAGCUUUGAGCCGAUGAUUGGUGUCCUCACAAAGUUUCUGGGUUUUAUGAACCUGACUAGUGCUGUGGGCAACACUGGUGGUAAAUCCAUAAUCAAGGUGAUAGAAACCCUCAUGAACUCGUGAUCUCUCUAUAUUUAAAGUAUUCCAUGUAUAGUUUGUUGUUUAUUCAAGUAUGUAUGAUUGUGACUGGUAUCAAAGUGGCUACGAAACCCUCACUAAGUUGACUUGUACUGUGAACCGCCAAAUUUUUGCGCCUCCCUAUUUUUGUGAUUUGCCAAAAUAUCUGAAAAAUAAGAAUUUUUAUCAAUUGUUAUUUUAGUGGAUUAUGAAACUUCUCCUAUUUUUUCAUUCACUUUAGAAAAUAUUUUCGCAAAUCAAGAUUGUUCAUUAAAUCCGAUGAAAUGAAAUGCCCGUAAAAACUUGGGGGUUGACAGUAUCAGGAAACUGGGGCUGGCUCUACCACUGACUGAAGCCAUUUUAGGCAUAAUUCAAUUCAAGUUGGAUUUGCAAAAUUGCUAUUGUAAUUUGGCUCAACUUGAUUUCUUCCUGGAAGGUUCUCCUUGUCCUGCUACAUUGUAGAUAAGAAGUAUGAAAACCACCUGUUUGGCUUGGAUAUCAAAAGGUGCAUUUUGGUAAAUAUUCUGGCAGCUUUCUUGGAUCAGGGAUAACUUUUGACAGCUUGAACUAAAAAAAAAAUUUAAUCAAUUUAAAGAACGGAAAUGUGCUUAUCAGUGUCAUAUAUUUAUGUUGAUGCAUUUUACAAGCCCUUCCAUGAAUAUUGGUUUAAAACUGUGCUAUUCGGUUGAAGCGUUUUUGUAUAAUUUUUCAUCAGCCAAAUUUCUCAGUGGUCUUUGCUUUAAUUUUGGUCUCUUUUCCUAUCUUAUAUGUCCUGUGAACAUGCCCUUUUUCAGCAGAAGGGGUUCGAAUCUACUAUUAACUCUGAAAUGUUUGAUUUUCACGAUGUUUGCGAAUGCACUAUCAAGUGCAAACUUAAAGAGUGAGAACAUUUCAACUGUUGUGCAUAAAACCAUUCAGGUUUGGUGGCAAACAGGAUAUUUUUCUGCUGCAAGUAGAAAUGAGCAAAGUCGCUACUUUUAACUUCACAAUCAUUUCACGGUUGACAGUACUGCUAGGUGCCAGUUAGUGAAGUCAUUUCAUGAUGCCGCUGUUGUAUAGUAAUUAUCAUUAUUGGAUAUUUGAUUAAGACAUUUCACUGCCAUGUGCACAUAAUGAUAGUAUAAGUAAAAGGUCUGUGCAGUAAAUAAUUUAUGUAACCCUAAACUAUUGCAUUUGGGAGAUAGGUGGCACGGUGGUCAGAGCACCUCAUGAUCAGGAGGCUAUAGGUUCGACUCACUGAAGGACUACCAGCGUUUCAUCUUCAUGUCCUAACCCUGUAGGCUUGCCUGAGAAAAUAACCUGCGAUGAACCAGCGUCCUGUCCAAGAAGGGGAGUGCUACUGCCAGUUGCUUAAUGCUACAGAAUCCGGGAUAGGCUCCGGCCUAAUGAAACUUUCCCACCUCAGUUCAUACAGCCCAGCAGACUUUAACUAGCUUAAACUGUUGCAUUUGUAGAAACAUCUUCUGAUUCCUCGACCUGCAUGUUUCAUUCCAAGUGAUUCUAACUGUAACUAAUUGACUUGAUUCUAUAAUUCCUAGCAUUUUUCUGAUUUUAUUCUCAUUUGAUAUUUUUACUCUCGACUUUGGAAGUUUGGCAUUGCAACCCUUGGUUUAGGAUUAUUAUCUUAGGUAUUAUGAGUCGGCUGUAGCUUGUAUAUACUUUCAUUCACUUUGAAUCAAUUUUGUUUAUAAAUAGGACGUUAUUGUCAUGUAAUAAUAUUUAAAUAUUUGAUUUGGUGAAAAAAUCUUUGUAAAUAAGUAAAUUUUGCAUUGUAGUUUGGAAAAUGCACAAUUUUGUAUUGAUAGGAUUGCUUAUGUUUUGAUAGCUAUUAAAAGGGCAACAAAGUGUUGAUUAGUAAAUAUUGUAAAGUACAUUUUUUUGGGACACUUGGUAGACUAACAGCCUUUAGGAACAGUGGAAGCGUUACUGCUGUGUUGGCACAUUUCUAAUGUAUUCUUGGACUGUCAUCUAUCCAGUAACUCGGACAUUAGUGCUGGCCAGCAGUUACUCUCGCACUACAAAAUAUUUUGAGUGGACUGCACUGGAUAGUAUAGGUUGGAUGAAAUAUUUACUCUCAAAUUCAUUUUCAUUUCUGACUUGCAUUAUUUCUCCACCAAGGACCCUUUUUCAUUAUAAUGGGAAUCCACCUUGUCAAAUAAGUGUCUUUGGUAUCAAAUCUUGUGGUAACUUGUAUCCAAGGUGUUGCAUGGACAUAGCUAAAUUUGUGUAAGUAUAAAGAGGUCUGAGCUAAAUUUUGUAUAAGUGGUAUUUUAUCAUGGCAUUUUGUAGUGUGAAAAUCUUUGGAUUUCAUGCUUCCUGAAGUUGAGCACUAUAAUCAUGGGAGCGGGAGGUUAUGUCCGUAAAUUCAUCAUUUGACAAAGUGUCCUAAAUGUAAAUAUGGUGUGCACAGCUUUUAAAAUGACUGUGAAUGGUUCAUUGAAUAUUAUGGUCGUAAAGGUAUCACAUAAACAUUUUGGAGUUAAGUCAUCAAUGAAUUAUGUACACACAGUUAAUGCAAUAAAUGAUUUUAUAUGGAAA
This is a messenger RNA of Lineus longissimus, 6167 nucleotides long. Its product is annotated as wings apart-like protein homolog. NCBI's taxonomy places the organism in Eukaryota, Metazoa, Nemertea, Pilidiophora, Heteronemertea, Lineidae. The transcript is spliced from 17 exons. The coding region runs from base 288 to 3635 and encodes 1115 amino acids. The record is from RefSeq and is a predicted model, not a curated record.